AUGCGUAUCAUUUCGCUCGCCACAUGCCUGACCACAGCUAUCCUUCUGCCCGCUGUUUCCACCGAGCUAUUGACCCCAAAGCAUGAGGCAGGACGGUGUGCCAUCCGAGGUCAUUGCGGUAAAACUGGCUUCUUCGGUCGCGAACUCCCCUGCCUGGAUAACGGGGAAGCAAAAGAGGCAGAUUCAGCGCUGAAGGAAAAGCUGGUUGAUCUCUGCGGCAAAAAGUGGGAGCAUACGCCGGUCUGCUGUGAAGAGGAACAGGUCGAUGCGUUGAAGAAGAACUUGGAAUUAGCUCAGGGAAUAAUAGCAUCUUGUCCAGCCUGCAAGGAGAAUUUCUUUAACCUAUUUUGCACAUUUACUUGCUCCCCGGACCAGUCGCUAUUCGUCAACGUUACGCGAACGGCUCAGUCAACGAGUAGGAAAACAGUGGUCAAGGAACUCGAUAACAUAUGGGAUGAGGAAUACCAGAGCGGUUUUUACGAGAGCUGCAAGAAUGUCAAGAACGGAGCUUCGGGCGGCAAGGCGAUCGACUUCAUCGGCGGUGGCGCAAAGAACUAUACACAGUUCCUCAAAUUUCUGGGUGAUGAAAAGUUAUUUGGAAGUCCAUUCCAGAUAGAUUUCUUGACUGAACCCAGACAUAACUCAAAUAUGAAGCCGGCACCUGCAACUGCUCGAGCAUGCAACGACACUGAUAAAGCCUACAGAUGUACCUGUAUCGACUGUCCUCAAACUUGCGCCGAGCUGGAAGAGGUACAUGAUCAUGAAUACUGCAAAGUCGGCAAACUGCCUUGUCUCUCUUUUGCUGUCAUCAUUAUCUACAGCGUCAGCUUACUGCUGCUCGUCACAGCAGUCUCUGGUCAUGUUGCUUACCGAAAGCAUAAGCAGAGGAAGACUGAGAGAUUACAACUUCUCCAAGAUGCUGCCCCAAGCGACGACGAAGACGAAGGUGAUAUGGUCCAAAAUGCAGGCAUGCUUGAUCGGCCUCAGAGGAAUUAUUAUCUGAACCAAAUCUUCGAUCACGCUUUCAGCCGAAUUGGCGGCUUCUGCGCUCGAUAUCCCGCUGUUACCAUUGGAACCAACAUCCUGAUAGUAGCGCUGCUCAGCUUGGGCUGUCUCAGGUUUGAGGUCGAGCGAGAUCCUGUUCGUCUGUGGGUCAGCCCGACCUCGGCUGCAGCAGAAGAGAAGGCGUUCUUUGAUCAAAAUUUUGGCCCCUUCAUGCGCGCUGAACAGGCCUUCCUUGUCAAUGAUACCACAAGUGCGGGUCCCAGUCCUGUGCUAAGCUUCGACACGCUUCAGUGGUGGUUUGAUAUUGAAAGGCAGAUUUCGCGAAUGAAGUCAGCCAAAUACAACCUGACGCUAGAUGACGUUUGUUUUAGGCCGACAGGCAACGCUUGCGUUGUCCAGUCUGUCAAAGCAUACUUUAAUGACGGCCGAGAUCUUGAUGAGAAGACCUGGCAGGAAAGGCUCGAGCAAUGUGCAGACACCCCUGGUGAUCGACUUUGCUUGCCUGGCUUCAAGGCUCCUGUGCGUCCUGACUUGGUACUCGGAGGCUUCAGUGGUAUCGAGAACAUCACCAAAGCUGAGGCUAUAGUCGUAACCUGGGUGGUCAACAAUCAUCAGCAAGGCAGCAAGGCAGAACUUGAAGCCCAAGACUGGGAAAUAAGUUUCAAGAACCACAUGCUUGUAUUCCAGCAGGAAGCCGAAGAACGAGGCCUGAGGCUCUCAUUCAAUACUGAAAUAAGUCUAGAAGAAGAACUCAACAAGAAUACGAAUACUGAUGUGAAGAUUGUGGUCAUUAGCUAUGUGGUCAUGUUCAUUUAUGCAUCGUUAGCUCUUGGAACUGGCACAAUCACCUUCAAGUCACUCCUGAACAAACCCUCGGCAGCCCUUGUGCAGUCCAAGUCCUCUCUUGGCGUCGUUGGCAUACUGAUUGUGCUGAUGUCGGUUCUGGCAUCGGUUGGAUUUUUUUCGGCUAUUGGCAUCAAAGUGACUUUGAUCAUCGCUGAAGUCAUCCCAUUCCUGGUAUUAGCGGUUGGCGUCGACAAUAUCUUCUUGAUUGUCCACGAAUUUGAACGGGUAAACGUUAGCCAUCCAGAUGAAGAGAUAGACGAGCGAAUUGCCAAAGCACUUGGACGAAUGGGGCCAAGUAUUCUCCUUUCUGCCUCAACUGAAACUGUGGCGUUCGCGAUGGGUGCAUUUGUGGGCAUGCCGGCGGUCAAAAACUUCGCUGCAUAUGCUGCAGGUGCUGUAUUCGUGAAUGCCGUGUUGCAAGUUACAAUGUUUGUUUCAGUUCUUGCUCUGAGCCAAAGGAGGGUUGAGAGCCUCCGUGCAGAUUGCUUCCCUUGCAUUACUGUGCCAAAAGCUAACUCUGGAGUUUACGGAGGUCAGUAUUCUGGCAGCCAGGAAGAAGGCCCACUGCAACGAUUCGUUAGAAAGACGUAUGCUCCCACACUUCUAAACAAGAAGGUGAAGACGAUCGUUGUCGCUGUCUUUGGUACGCUAUUCGCAGCUGGGAUCGCGUUGAUCCCUGAAGUUGAGCUUGGCCUCGAUCAGCGCUACGCCGUCCCUAGCAAUUCUUAUCUCGUCCCAUUCUUCAAUGAUCUUUAUAACUAUUUUGGCACUGGUCCACCUGUCUACUUUGUCACCAGAGGUCUCAAUGCUACCGCUCGUACACAUCAGCGACAGCUCUGCGGCGCUUUCUCAACCUGUGACGAGUAUUCGCUUGAAUACAUUCUGGCCCAAGAAUCAAAGCGUCCUGAAGUAUCAUACAUUGGCGAGACUACAGCUAGUUGGAUCGAUGACUUCUUCAAUUGGCUUAACCCGAACUUGUCCGACUGCUGCAAAGAAGAUGGCAAAGCCUGCUUUGAGGACCGAUCUCCACCAUGGAAUAUCACGCUGUCCGGAAUGCCAGAGGGUGAAGAAUUCAUUCACUAUGUUUCUAAAUGGAUCGACUCACCCACAACCGAGGAUUGUCCUAAUGGUGGUCAGGCAGCUUACUCCAAUGCCGUAGUUAUCGACAAGAAUCACACCACAAUCCCAGCCUCUCAUUUCCGCACGUCCCAUACGCCACUCCGCAACCAACACGACUUCAUCGCCUCUUAUGCCGCAGCCCGCCGAAUAUCAGAAUCGAUCUCCGAAAGACACAACAUCGACGUCUUCCCUUACAGCAAAUUCUACAUCUUCUUCGACCAAUACGCCAGUAUCGUACGAUUGACUACCACGUUACUGGUUAGCGCAGUUGUAAUUAUCUUCCUUCUAUCAUCGCUGCUUCUCGGCUCGCUCUUUACAGGCUUAGUAGUCUGCCUUACGGUCAUUAUGAUUGUGAUUGACAUCAUUGGCGUUAUGGCCAUUUUCCACGUUUCGCUCAAUGCCAUAUCUCUCGUCAACCUUGUCAUAUGUGUGGGCAUUGGCGUUGAAUUCUGCGCGCACAUUGCCCGUGCAUUCAUGUUCCCCUCCAAGCCCGUCAUGGAGAAAGCGCGGAACAAAUUCCGGGGCAGAGACGCAAGAGCCUGGACAGCAUUGGUCAAUGUGGGCGGCAGCGUCUUCAGCGGAAUCACCAUCACGAAGCUCCUUGGAGUGUGUGUGCUUGCAUUUACCCGAAGCAAGAUCUUCGAAAUCUACUACUUCAGGAUCUGGUUGGCGCUGGUGAUCUUCGCUGCUAGUCAUGCUCUGGUGUUUUUGCCUGUGGCUUUGAGUUUUGCUGGUGGAGAUGGCUACGUUGAUCCAGAGUCUGAAGGCGGUCUUGAGGAAGACCUCGCAACCAGGAGGUACCGUGCACUCCUGCCAGACGAUGACUAUGAUUCCGACGAGGACUAG
Endocarpon pusillum Z07020 is the source of this 3816-nucleotide messenger RNA. RefSeq lists its product as uncharacterized. Gene Ontology annotation, molecular function: lipid carrier activity. Bases 1 to 3816 code for a protein of 1271 amino acids. The record is from RefSeq and is a predicted model, not a curated record. Lineage: Eukaryota; Fungi; Ascomycota; Eurotiomycetes; Verrucariales; Verrucariaceae. Gene Ontology annotation, cellular component: membrane. The transcript has 2 exons.